AUGCCGGUGACGGUUCUGGACUGCGUUGCUCUCGCCGUCUACUGCUUCACCUUCCUGUUGGGCCUCCCCGCCAACGCGCUCGUCCUUUUUGUGUACGUGCGCAAGGCCCGGAAGCACGGCGGCACGCCCAACGUGGUCUACGCCCUCAACCUGUGCCUGGCUAACCUGGCGCUGGUGGCCUGGCUGCCCGUCAAGGCGCUGGAGACGGUGCUGAAGGACUGGAGGCUGCCGGCGGCCAUGUGCCCCGUCUUCAGCUUCUUCCUGUACGCCUCGCUGUACGGCAGCUGCCUGUUCAUCACCGCCGUCACGGUCGGCCGGUACCUCAGCAUCGCGUUCCCCAUCAUCUACAAGAGAUACCGCCGGGCCAGCCUGUCCUGCCUCGUCAGCGCCGCCCUCUGGGUGGUGGUGCUGGUGCACCUCGGCUUUGGCCUGGUGGCCGAAGGCGACGCCCACUUCGUCUACGUCCAGGACGACGGCUCGUCGUGCUUCGAGCACUUCAACGCGUCCCAGCUGGAGGUGCUCCUGCCCCUGCGGCUGGAGAUGGCCAUCAACUUGUUUUUCUUGCCUCUGGCCAUCACGUCGUUUUGCACGCUGCGCUGCGUCACCCUGGUGUGGCGCUCCAACCUGCCGCUGGCGGGCAAGCGGAGGGUCCUGGCGGUGGCCUUGUCCACGCUGGCGGUGUUUGUGGUGUGCUACGCUCCCUACAAUGCCUCGCACGUCGUGGGCUUCGUGCAAAAGGCCAACGUGGAGUGGAGGAACGUCGCCAUGCUGACCAGUUGCUGCAAUGUCUUCCUGGAGCCGGUGGUCAUGCUCCUGCUGUCGCCAGCCAUGUCCAGGGGCAUUCUGGGAAGAGUCUGCGGACGGCAGAGUCAGUUGGCACGGAGCAGAAGGCAUCGGCAUCGAUUCAAGACCACAAACAUCCCGGCACCCACGACUCUGUCCGAGAAGAGCCAGGCGGGGGCCGAGGUGACAAAGGAGAGCCACGGGUGA
This is a messenger RNA of Salarias fasciatus (jewelled blenny), 990 nucleotides long. RefSeq names its product free fatty acid receptor 3. The transcript has a single exon. NCBI's taxonomy places the organism in Eukaryota, Metazoa, Chordata, Actinopteri, Blenniiformes, Blenniidae. Gene Ontology annotation, cellular component: plasma membrane. Gene Ontology annotation, molecular function: bioactive lipid receptor activity. Bases 1 to 990 code for a protein of 329 amino acids. The record is from RefSeq and is a predicted model, not a curated record. Gene Ontology annotation, biological process: positive regulation of cytosolic calcium ion concentration; G protein-coupled receptor signaling pathway; response to fatty acid.